Messenger RNA from Anopheles arabiensis, 2993 nucleotides. Its product is annotated as luc7-like protein 3. NCBI's taxonomy places the organism in Eukaryota, Metazoa, Arthropoda, Insecta, Diptera, Culicidae. The record is from RefSeq and is a predicted model, not a curated record. Gene Ontology annotation, molecular function: mRNA binding. Gene Ontology annotation, cellular component: U2-type prespliceosome; U1 snRNP. Gene Ontology annotation, biological process: mRNA splice site recognition. The transcript has 6 exons. The coding region runs from base 192 to 1184 and encodes 330 amino acids.
GCUGUCAAAAUAGCUUUUUCCAUGCCAAUAAAAUUAAUGCAUUCAUUACGACUUGCUUAAUUUUCUUGUCUAUAUCGCAAGAUUUUCUCCCUAGUUGAUGUGGAGUUUAAACCCCAGUGCUAGUGAAAUUUAGUCAACGUGGGGCCAACAAGAAAUUUAUCCUGUUAAUUGAAGAGUAUCAGCAGUUCAACAUGGUUGAUGUUGCUCGGCAAUUACUCGACGAACUGAUGGGAAGGAACCGUAAUCUGGAUCCUUCGGCUUCUGCAAAGGAAGUUUCGUGGACGGAUGAAGAGUUUUGUCCGUACUUUUUGGUGAAGUUUUGUCCACACGAUCUGUUUGUAAAUACUCGGGCCGAUUUGGGGCAAUGCACCAAAUUGCACGACGAUGAAGCGAAGCGGCUGUUUGAUGAAGCAAAACCUUGUCGUAAAAAAACUCAAUACGAAGAGGACUUUUUACGUUUUUGCACCAACAUGAUUAAUGAAGUGGACCGUAAGAUAGUGAAAGGUAAGCAAAGACUUCUUCUCAUGAACAGCAAAACGGAAGGAGGUCGACCUGUACCCAAACAUCAAGAUCAGGUGAAUUCGCUAACCGAACGGAUCAAUAAACUUGUGCGCGAGGCGGAGGAGGCCGGAACACGCGGAGACGUCGAACAAGCACAGGGUUUAAUGGAGCAAUGUGAUCAGCUGAAGGAGGAAAAAGAAGCUCUGAUAAAGCAACACGAAUCAAACGGAUGGUCAGUCACUGCGGAGAUUGCAGCAUCCCAGGAGAAACAAAUGGAAGUUUGUGAAGUGUGCGGCGCUUUUCUGAUCGUUGGCGAUGCACAGCAAAGGAUUGAUGACCAUCUCACGGGAAAACAACAUCUAGGAUAUUCUAAAUUGCGCAAAGCUGUUGAUGAAAUGUAUGAAGCGAGAAGGAAGCACACCGUAAACCUUGAAGAGCGUCGGUCUAAAGAUGAUGAUCGUCGCAGACGAGACAACGUGAAACGAGAGGAACGUAAAUCUCGCGACCGAGACGAUCGGUACGGUAACAAGCGUGAUGAUCGAGAUCGCAACCGCUAUCGGCGUGAUCAUCGAGAGUACAAGGAAAGAUCUGAUCGCUAUGAUAAUCGUCAACGAGAUCGUCAUAGUAGACGCGAUCGAACUGAUCACCGGGAUCGCAAUCGUAGCCGCAGCCGUAGUUACUAAAAGAGCAUACAAACAUUUCGGAUCUCAUAGGUGGUUUUGUAGCAUGAAGUCAUCCAGGCGGGUGUGAAGUUCUUUAUGCCGAAGCGUUUUCCUUCACAUGAGGUAUCUCUACUAAGAAUAGAAAAAAUUAAAAUCAAAACACAUCCUUAUAAGACCAAUAUAAACGAUAUCUAAACAGUCGUAGAAAAUCUUCUAGUGUGCAAGGUAAGCAUUCGUUUUAACUGUGUCAUGAAAUGAUUAAUGUUUUAUUUAUUUUUUCACAUUGUGAAUUUCGUAUUGCGCGCGCGUGUGUGUGUGUUUUUUUUAUAAAAUCGCUCGACGAGAUAUCGUCGAGAUAUGGCGUCUGUUUCAGCGUUUUGUUCUUUUGUAGGAUUUAAUGUAAUCGAUAUCAUACUUUUACAUUGUGUGUAUUUUACAGUUAGUAAAUAUUUCACUUGGUAUUCGUUUUAAAACUAAUUCAAAAAGAGAGAAACGAUGUUUUUAUCGGUCAAUCUUCGAAACAUUUGUAGAUUAGAGCAUUUUAAAAGAGCAAAUUAAAGACUAACGUGAGAAGCUGUUGAUAAAAUUUUAAACAAUAUUUGAAUGCAUUCGUUGUAUAUGGUUUUGUUAUCCCAUCACUCGUUUACCGCAAAACCUGUUUUGUGGAGGUAAAUGGACAACAGAUGGUGAAAUCGUCUGUUCCAGUACAUUAUAUAUUUGAAUUCUAGUUGUGUAUACUAGUCGCCGCUUUCACCGCUAUAGCCUGUAGACUGGCCGUUUUUGACGGUGGCACCAAUUGGUGUCGAAAAUAAGGUACAAAUAGCCUAAGAUACUAUCCCUAAGACAAACGAACAAUACAAAUCGACCUUAACGCUCUUCUUUUGCUCAAUAGUAAACUUCACCGUGCAUUUAUAAUUACAACAUGCUCGCGCUAGUAUUAAGCCAUCUGUAUCUUGUGCAGUUUGAAUGGUUGGUCAUGAUAGAACAGCUGAUGUAGGACUUGCAGAAGAGGUAAUUGAUACCUGGUUAAUUAUAUUUUCAAAGCAAAUGUAAAGGAAAGUCAUGGAUGUACAGCCUUUAUGCUUCUUCGUUAUGCAGGAUAAAAUCAACGAGACAGUAUGAAAGAGAACAGUAUGUUCAUAUCCUGUUGUAUUGUUAACGUUGUGUAGCCAUAAAUGCAACGUGACUGCUAUGUUUGGUGGAUCGAAGCGAAAUUAAUCGAGGUAAAUUCUCAUCUUAAAGAUGCUCUUGUUGAUGUAAUAUAAACAACACUGUUCGCAGCAUUAUACUAUUAAAUCUUCCUGCUGGCUAAACCGUUGAAGGUAAUUGGUUUUACUCUGUAUGCUGUACCUCUUAUAUAAUAAUUGUAUUCCAGAAUGGAUGUAUUUCGAUGAAUUAGUUAAAGUACCGGUGUAUCUUUUAUCAAAACUCUUGUAACCUCUCAAGCCCGAUUUUUACUAUUGCUCGCUAAUUGAUGUUCACCCACCGUCUCCGGGCUCGUUGUUUUUAUGUCUGUUGUCGAGGUGUAUUAUAAACAUUUCCUACGGUACUUUUUAUAUGAUAAAUAUCCAUAAUUUUGAGUUACUUCAAAAUGAACAAAGAACUACGUCACCAUCGCCGAUGCUGGCAUCAAGAACCGGCUGAAUCUGCAACCAAUAUCUAUGUUCAUACUCAAGCAUAAGGGCAAACACAGCAAAACUGCUCAUAUUUCGCUCGAGUUCGAGAAUGAGCCGCCUCUCACAGUUCUCCAUUUAUACUCAAUUUCAAAAACGAUAUAAAUCGAGGUAUUUAUUCACAUAGCUUAUACUAUAAAUAUUUUUAUUUUCAUUU